Messenger RNA from Cimex lectularius (bed bug), 5263 nucleotides. RefSeq names its product centrosomin (gene cnn). Gene Ontology annotation, biological process: chromosome segregation; microtubule bundle formation; establishment of mitotic spindle orientation. The record is from RefSeq and is a predicted model, not a curated record. Gene Ontology annotation, cellular component: pericentriolar material; perinuclear region of cytoplasm; mitotic spindle pole. The coding region runs from base 1065 to 5240 and encodes 1391 amino acids. The transcript is spliced from 18 exons. Gene Ontology annotation, molecular function: protein kinase binding; microtubule binding; transcription cis-regulatory region binding. NCBI's taxonomy places the organism in Eukaryota, Metazoa, Arthropoda, Insecta, Hemiptera, Cimicidae.
CGUUUGCCUCCUCUGGUUGGUAGGGUAUAAGUAGGGUGAGGCAAUCAAUGUAACACAUCACCAAUCAAGAUGGCGAUGUUGCAGAACGCUCUGAUAGCUUAAAAUAGCGAGAAUCGGCGGACUAAUUACAUCGAAAACGGUCAAAAUACAGUUGUGAGAUUUUUCUUACUUGGGCCAAAUGUUAAACAAAAUAAAGUUGACUUACUUUAAUCCUCAAUAUGAGUGGAGUUUAACAUUUGAUGGAUUUCCAGUUUGGUCGUAUCUUAUUAUCCUUGUCUGCUCCUCGCUGUUUCGGUAUCAGAUGUUGAUAAGGCAACUGGUGGAUGUUUUGUCUUAUAACAUCCCUCUCCCUACUUAUAAUCAUGACAAUCUAUUAAGUGGCGAAGUUAUCGAAACGCAAAUCAUAGACUAAAACCUGGCGGACCAAAAUGAUUCGGAACUUCAUAGUUGUGAGAUUUCUUCUUGAUAUCUCUGAGGCGAUUAACCUUGGAGAUUGGAACGUUCAAACUAUUUUAAUACUCGUGAGAUUUCUUCUUAAUAUUUCCAGGGUGAUAUCUGUAUACAUGGUUGUCUUUCCUCUCCUUAUAAACCUUAAGGAUAAGCAGACCAAUUUGGCUGGAAAUGACUAAAAUGCCGGUUUAUCACUUCGCAAUCUCAAGAAGAAAUGUAACAAUUCCUUUAGACUUUCAAAUUCCAGUAUAGUUUGUUUUAACAUGGGAGAAAGUAUUAGUCUGAAUUUGAUAGUUUGCACAAUUCGCCAUUUUGCUAAUUAUCUUGAAAUGAUCAGAAAAACAAUGGAUUUGAAGGAUGACUGGUAUGGCUGGACUAUGUUUAUUAAACAUCCUAAUCUAUUACGUCUUUUUUUAAUUUAACGUGUUGUUUUUGAUGAUUAAGAAUUGGAAAUUUUGACGUGACGCUUUUCCUGUAAAUUAUCUUCGUACUCUUAUCUGAGACAAAUCCCAAAAGAUAAGUUUCCCGGGAUAUUCAGUGUGCAUAAGUAUUCCUGGUUGAACAUUACUGGUGGAUUUUUCUUCUUAAAUGCUGGGAAUAAGGGAGGGGCGAAUAUGUUGAAAUCGCCUGAUCGCCGUUCGCCCUCCUGCUCCAGGGGGAAGACGAUGAAGGAUUUCGAGGAGGAGCUGAACACUCUCAGGAGGGAGAAUUUCGAUCUGAAAAUGAGGAUAUACGUCCUCAAUGAACACUUGGAUCUUAUUCAGAGUGUUGAUAAUGUAGAAGAAAUUUACGAGACUCAUACAAAACUAAAGAAAGAAAUCCAGAGCUUAAAAGUUGAACUGUCUGAUAAAGAAGAUCUAAUAUUAAAAACUGGUGAAGCUAUGAAUCUUUUGUCUAACAAACAUCGAGAAGAAAUCGCUUUACUUAAAGCAAAAGCCCAAGAGGAAGCAGAACAGUACCAGGAUAUUAUAUCACGGCUAAAGCAGGAGUAUACACCUAGAAGCAAACUGGUGUUACCUUCUCACCGUCCCGAAUUUGAUGAUUCUUCUGCUAUGUAUGCAAUGGCGUUUGCUUUAAAUGAAAACUUCAACGGGAAUGCACCACAAGAUCGUAUUUUAGAAGAACAGGUAUUGAAAUUGGAGGCAGAGCUGGCUCUGAAAUCCAAACAGAUCGAGGAGGCCGAUGAGAAAAUUAAAACACUUCAAGAACAAAUAUCUGCACUUCAGGUUAACAAUAAAACAACCGAAAAAGAGCUUAAAUCCAAGGCUGAUAAGCUGGAGGAUGUUUUCAAUGAACUUAGACAGCGUGAAAUUCAAGCUGAUGACCUGCACAAAAGGAUAUUUUCACUGGAGUCUUCGGUAAAAGACAAAGAAGCCGAACUUGAGGUUAUGUCAUUGAAACUGGAAUCACUUAAGAGUGUGGAGGAUACAAUCAACACUUGUAAAAAACAACUAGAUCACAGCCGAAAUGAAAACGAAUCUUUACAACAUCGGCUUACACAAGUGCAUGUCAGAAUGAAUAGAAAAUCUCUUCAAGAAUAUCGUGAUCCAGCUAUUAUAGUUGAACCUCUUCAAGUGAAACCGUCUUGUAAGACUUGCGUGGACAAGGCAAAGCUCGAGGAGAAAGUAUCUACGCUUAAAGCUUGCAUAGCUGAAAAGGAAAACGCACUCGAGGAGGCGAGGGUCGAACAGCACAAGACGAUCAAAGCGCUCCAAGGGUUCAUGAAAGCUAAUAAAGCUUUGAGGAGGGAUCUUGAUAACCUUCAGGAACAGAUGAAAAAAAUGGAUGAAAAAGAGGGGAACCGCAGCCGCACUGAGGGAAUGACUGGGUCAAAAUGCGAUGAGGAAUACAUUAGAGACCUUGAAAGUAAAAUUAAGACGCUAACGGAAAAUCUGAAAGAAAGCGAGCUGAAAUUAAAAGAGCUGAGUGAGAAAGAUCCAGACGUCGAAAAAGAGGAAAGAGUCGAAGAGUUAGAGCAUUUGGUUUCUACGCUCAAAGGGCAGUUGGAUACUAUCCUGACCAAGAAAAGCAAAGAAAACGAAGAACUUUCUAGUCUUAGGGCGGAGAUCGAGUUAAAGAAUAAGUCGAUAGAACAACUUAAUGAAGAGCUCAGAAAGAGGACGUUCAAUUUGCAAGAGCUCGUUAAUAAAGAGCUUUGGGAUAAAAACAGGGAAAUAGAAAAAUUGAAUACACUCUGUGAAAAGAAGCAGAAUGAAUCCAUGGAACUGAGAACCAAAAUGGAGUCGCAACAGGAAGAACUUAUUGCUUUGAAUGAUAAAAUCCAGGAACUGAGUGAUAACAUCAGCUGCAAACUAACCAAAAAAGAUGUCGAAAAGCUCAGAGAAGAUUAUGAAAAAGAAAAAGACAAUAAUAAAGCCCUUUCUGAAAAGUGUAACAAUUUAGAGAAAGAAGUGACUAAAUCAGAAAAGGCCCGCAAAGAGCUUGUCAACGCAUGUGUUUUGCUUCAGACGAGAUUAGAAGAGUUGGUCUUCUUCAUGGAUUCAUUGAUACCAUCGUUGGCUGGGAAAAACAGAAGGAUAUUACAAGAAGCAGUAGAAAGAAGUAGAGAAGCAUCGAGGACAUUAACACUUUCUGUGUUAGAAGAUACUGUCGUACAUACUCCGACUCCAAUCUUGCCAGACUUUUCUCAAGUCGAUUUCUGCUGCGAUAGCUUCAAUCUAAGUGCCAAAAUUCUCAGCAAAUCAAACCUGGCUAACCAGACACAAGAAUCUGUUGUCGAUAAACCGAGCGAAGAUAAUAAAUUGAAUGGCGAAGUCAAAGAGAGUAAAGCGAGCAUUUUAUCAAGCCUGAAGGAAAAAGACAGGAUAGCGCUGAAAGAGCUUAACGACAUGGCACAAAGUUUUGUCCUGGAUGAAAUGACAGAAGGCUCGAUACCGGACUUCCUGACUGAUGACACUGAACCUCAAAUUGUAGACGACAACGGUAAGAAGUCACCUCCAAAAGAAAUAAUCAACAUUUCUGAGUCUGAAGAGUGGUCAGAACCUGAUCGAAACGUCUCUAAAGCAAGAAUAGGCAUUCCCAAGGAAUCCAUAAGUAAAACGUCUAAUCCGGCCGAUUCAUCAGAUCAGUCAGAAAACUCAGACAAACAAAAUCCUUCCAAACGUCGACACAAAUCAAAUGACGUCAGAAGAUUGAAUCUCAAGUUGAAACAAUUAGGAAAUGUCAUUGAAACUUUAAGGCUGUCUCCUUCUAAAACUCAGCCCGAUUCAAGUUUCACAAUUCAAAUCAAUGACCAAGUUUCGACAGCAAGUAUCAUAGAUAAAAUAUCAGAAGGCAGAAAUCAUAUCGACAGCUCGUUGAAACAGAGUGAAUAUGUUUUAAAUCAAAUCAAAUCCCUGUCACUUGAAGAGGCAGGAAGGUCGGCACUGGAAGAACAACUCUCCCUGAUUACCGACAGCUUGACCAAUCUGACCAUGUUGUGCCAAGAGAUGGAAAGUUUUCUGAUCCAGGCCGAAUCGGACAAGAAAGACCUUUGUUUGAAAAUGUUCGACAAUGACAGGAAAAUAGAUGGCAUGAACACUUCUAUCCUCAGGCUACAGUCGGAGCUGAAAGAGAAGGAAAACGAGGUACUGGAAAAACAGUGUGCUCUAUUGGAACUUAAAAAUGAGUAUCUGAUCACUGAGACGAAAGGAAAAAACAUCGAAAGCAGACUGGCUGAAGCCAAUGUCAAGCUCCAGGAAUACCUUAAAAAUGCGGAUAAAGAAAAACAGAUAAGUAAGGAAAGACAUGCCCAGGAGAUAUCCAGUCUCCAGCAGAAAUUCAAGCAGAAGCAAGAUGAGCACAACAAGGAAAUAAAUCAGCUGAAGAUUUUGUUGGACAGAGCCAAUGAGUCGAUACAAGAAUUGAACCUGGCCAGGCUGCGGAGCGAGGAAGAACACAAACAACAAUUGGAUUUGAUAAUGAAAGAGAGCAAAGCUACUCUUGACGAUGAGAUAAACAAAAGGAUGGACGCUGAGAGGAAACUCGUCAAAAGUUACGAGAUGCAAGCAGAUUUGAGAAAUCAGCUAGAAAAUGAAAUAACCAAUACGCGAACGAUAGGUUCUGCUCAAAGGAAAAUGGAGUCCUGGUGGAGAAAGAAGUUACACGAAUUGGAAGCUGCCUGUUUGGAGCGUGAGAGUGACCUGAGGCGCAGGCUAGACGCCGCGACCCUUUCUACCUCACAGGCAGUCCUCGAAAGGACGAGGCUGGCUAAUGAUAAAAUUCGACUCCAGUGUGAACUUCGACGAAGAGACGAUAAUGCCCAUGAUGUAAAAGCUGCUUUGGAGCAAAGGGUGACUGAGCUUGAAGAGGCGAAUAACGAACUUGAGAAGAAGCUUGCAUGCAUCAGGAUGCCUCGGUCUGAACCCGGUUCGCCAACUCAUAAUUUUAACAGACAGAGGAGUAACCCUACAUCAGAUUACACUUCUGAUCCAGAUCAUCAUGGCAGCAGCAACAACAUUUGGUUUCCAGUCUGCGGCCGAAAUAACAAUAAUUGCUCCCCCGAUCUAGGAAUUGAAAGUGACCAAGGAAGAUUGUCGAGCCUCGAUGCGAUAUCCUCACCAAAAUCACAUGGGAACCUGGAACAACUGAUAUCAGAAAACCGGGAUUUGCGAGAGCAGCUCGACAAGACUAAGCACGCACUGAGCAAAGCGUUGAACCUCCUCGACGAUUCGAAAAAAGUGAAAAAGCUGGUCGAGAAGGCGAUCUGCCACCAGAUAGUUGAAACCAAACAUAUACUGACAAAAGCGAGGCUAAACCUCCAAGCACCUGAGCCGAAUCAAGUUUCGUGAUAAUCACAGUAUUAACUGCUUUU